Cylas formicarius (sweet potato weevil) is the source of this 2585-nucleotide messenger RNA. RefSeq names its product ceramide kinase. Gene Ontology annotation, molecular function: kinase activity. Lineage: Eukaryota; Metazoa; Arthropoda; Insecta; Coleoptera; Brentidae. Bases 205 to 1668 code for a protein of 487 amino acids. The record is from RefSeq and is a predicted model, not a curated record. The transcript has 7 exons.
AGUCGAUUGGAAAGUCAAGGCAAACAAGGAAGACUACUUCAUUAUUGCUUGACGUCACAAUGGCCUCAAAAAUAGAAAACAUUGGAAGUUAGUAAUUAAGUUUUUAAUUUAAUAGGAAAUUAAGUGUAUUCAACGGCGAUGUAAUUCGCGGAAGAAAUGCAAUGUAUCUCGGAUAAAAUCCCGUAGACGCGUUAUUAUGAGGAAAUGAAGGAUAAAGCGAUGAAUGGUAGUCAAAAUUCAGUGCUUCUCACUUGUUUUUAUAGCGGCAAAAAAAAGUUGCGGGUAAUAUUUCACAAAGGCGUUAUCGUGUGGGACAACGAGAGACCACCUUUAGAACAGUGUAGAGUGCCCAUCGAAGACGUUAUUUCAGUGGAGCACAAUUUUUUAAAAGGUUUCCAUUCCACUGUACCCAGGCAAACGGAUCCUAAUAAUUUCACCAUUCAUUAUGCGGAAAAGGCGAAAGACGAUAAAUGGUUGUAUAAAACUUUGGCUUUAAAACAUUCUGAUCCCUUACAAGUUUCAUCAUGGGUGAAAACUUUACAGAACCAUUUACGUGGGUUUGAAAAGAGGCCUAAGCAUCUCCUGCUAUUUGUAAAUCCUUUUGGUGGUAAACAAAAUGCAAUGCAAAUCUAUGAAAAAUUUGGAAAGGAACUAUUUAGUGUGGCUGGGGUGGAGGUCACAGUAAAUGUUUCCCAAAGAAAAAAUCAAAUCCAAGAUUUCCUAGUAAACCAUAACUUGGAUAUGUUUGAUUCCAUUGCCUGUGUUGGUGGUGAUGGAACAGUAUCCGAGAUGUUCAACGGUUUAGUUUUGCGAGAGUGUAAAAUUAAAGGAAUCGAUCCCAACAAUAUAAAUCAAAAUUUGCCAAAACCUAGGAAACCAGUUGGAAUUAUACCAGGAGGUAGUACUGAUACAAUAGCUUAUUGCAUUCAUGGAACUACAGAUCAAACCACAGCAGUAUUGCACAUUAUAUUUGGUGAUACAUUAGGACUAGAUUUAGUGUCUGUAUAUGAUGAACAUAGUCUGCUAAGGUUAUAUGCUAGUGUUUUAAGUUAUGGGUAUUUGGGUGAUGUGGCUUACCAUAGUGACCAGUAUAGAUGGAUGGGUCCCCAUAGAUAUGAUUAUUCUGGUUUUAAAAAGCUGAUGCUGAACAAGGGUUAUGAAGGUGAGAUCGCAAUUUAUACCGACAAAAAAGAAGUGGAUGAUAUACGUUGCCGAGCUAAAUGCGAAGUUUGUGAAGGUAGUAACCGCGUUAGUCACAAAGUGUCUUGCAAAUGGGAAACCCUAAAAGGGAAAUUUUUUAUGGUCAGUGGAGCUAACAUCAGUUGCGCUUGUAGUCGAAGUCCUAAGGGCAUCGCGCCAUAUUGUCAUUUGGGCGAUGGAAAAGUCAAUAUAGUAAUAGUUAGACAUACGUCCAUUAUAAAUAAUUUGAGGCUGUUACUUCGAUUAUCCAGUGGUGAUAAAGGAAUUGAAGAUUUGCCAUUUGUAGAGACACUUACUGCAAGGGAAUUUUGUUUUAGAGCGGUAAACGGGCCAAGUAGAUGGAACUGUGAUGGAGAGGUUCAACACCAAACUAAUAUCCGAGCCAAGGUUAGAUGUCAGUUACUCACUAUUUUUAGCAGGGGAAGUGAGAAAUCGUCGAUUCCAAAUGAACAAUGCUGCAAAUUUUAAAAUAAAUUUCAUUUUAAUUUUAUUAUAGUUUUUGUGACCAAUAGUUUCUAACUAAAUCUAGCGAUUCAGUAAAUCCUUUUGCUUAUAAGUACAAUAAUAAUUUGGAGUUGGGUAUAUUUUAUUAUUAGACAUUCCAUUAGAAAGGAAGUAGCAAAUCAAAACCAUCCAAAACAUUUUCUUUAAAAAUCGUAAAAAACAAAUACCUGCCACGUAAAUCAAUAAUAUUGUGUUAAAAGGAUGAAAUAAUAGCGCUUUUAUCUGGAGCCCCUAAAACUCGUGGAAAAGUAAUAGGCUAUAAAUCAAAGUGACAGCAUAAGAAUUCGCAUAUUGCAGGUGUACCAUUUUUUUUUAUAAGGGAAGCCAAACAUGUUUUCUUUGGGUAAAAGAAAUGACAACUGAUCCAUUUACAUUUUUUUAAAGGAGGUAAUUCAAAAUUUAUGAACAUCGUAAAAUUAACAAGAUUUAUUGAUAUAUUGCCAUAUAUUACAAAAAUAUUUUAAAACAGGAUUGGCUUGAGUGAGGCAUUUGUUUUUAUGCGGUUUAAUAUUUUAACUGUCAAUAGCCUACUUUGAUUGUUGCUAAAUUCAUAUGCAUAUAGAAUUGAUAUGAUUUUAUUUUAAACGACAAAGUUAAUAACAUCUGUGUGCUUUGAGAUUUUAUUUAUUGUAUUUUGAAAUAGGAAUAUUAGAAUAUAUAGCAAAAAAAGACCUAGUUGGUAACUCCUAUUGCUGCAUUCCUUUUCUUUAGUAUCAAUCGUGAUAAUUUGUUUUUGUUGUAUAUUAUGUUAUAGUUGUGAAAUAGUUUAUAUCCCGGUGAUUUGUGCUUAAAUAUUACUCGGUAAUAGUAUAGACCUUGGUUUAGGUAUGUACAUUCUUUUUAUCAAUAAAAAUUUGCUCAAAACUAAUUCCAUUAGGUUU